AUGGAUAAACUGCAGGUGCUGCAAGUCCUCGAUCGCCUGAGAAUGAAGUUGCAGGAGAAAGGCGACUGCUCACAGAAUGAGAGGCUGUCUGUAUUUUAUGAGAUGUUGAGGAGUCCUCUCUUCAACCAGAUUCUCACACUCCAGCAGUCCAUCAAGCAACUGAAGGGGCAACUUAGCCAUAUCCCCUCGGAUUGUCCAGCCAACUUUGAAUUUUCUAGGAAAGGUUUGUUAGUGUUCACGGAUGGUUCCAUUACAAACGGGAAUGCCCACAGGUCUUGUAAUAAUUUGACUGCAUCUGGGUUGUUUCCUUGGACCACAAAGUCAGGAAAUGAAGACUUUAACUCAAUCAUUCAGCAGAUGGCUCAGGGCCGGCAAAUUGAAUACAUAGACAUAGAACGCCCUUCAACUGGAGGCCUUGGUUUCAGUGUUGUGGCUCUGAGAAGUCAGAACCUGGGAGAAAUUGAUAUCUUUGUGAAGGAAGUCCAUCCAGGAAGUGUAGCAGACAGGGAUCACAGAUUGAAGGAAAAUGACCAAAUUUUGGCUAUUAAUGAUACCCCACUGGAUCAGAAUAUUUCCCAUCAGCAGGCUAUUGCAUUACUACAACAAACCACUGGGUCUCUGCGUCUGGUUGUGGCCAGGGAAGCAGGCCACGCACAAAGCAGAACUUCUACCAGCUCAGUUGAUACAACCCUGCCUGAAUCGGUAUGUUGGGGCCACAUUGAAGAUGUUGAGCUCAUUAAUGAUGGCUCUGGAUUAGGUUUUGGAAUAGUUGGAGGAAAGUCAAGUGGUGUGGUUGUGAGGACGAUUGUUCCUGGAGGAUUGGCAGAUCGAGAUGGAAGACUACAGACAGGCGACUACAUCUUGAAGAUUGGUGGCACAAAUGUACAGGGAAUGACCAGUGAACAAGUUGCUCAAGUGCUAAGGAACUGUGGGAAUUCGGUCAGGAUGCUUGUGGCUAGAGAUCCUGUUGGUGAAAUUCCAGUAUCACCUCCUCCUCCUGUAUCCUUACCUGUUGCCCUGCCUGCUGUAGCCAACAGGAGCCUUGCUUCUGACAGCUCUCAUUUUGAAACUUACAAUGUUGAACUUGUUAAAAAGGAUGGACAGAGUCUUGGGAUUAGAAUUGUUGGCUAUGUUGGAACAGCUCAUCCAGGGGACGCUUCGGGGAUUUAUGUGAAAAGUAUCAUACCAGGCAGUGCUGCGUACCACAAUGGCCAGAUUCAAGUGAAUGACAAGAUAGUUGCUGUGGAUGGUGUGAAUAUUCAGGGCUUUGCUAACCAGGAUGUUGUUGAAGUAUUAAGAAAUGCAGGGCAGGUGGUGCAUCUAACUCUAGUUCGCAGGAAAACAUCUUCAACUGCUUCUCCAUUUGAACAGCCUUCAGACAGAGGAACUGUUGUAGAACCUCCCAAAACACCAACCCUAUUAAUUGGAGCUGUGAAAACAGAAACUGAUUUGGAUAUCGAAGCAGAGGAAAUUGGAGAAAGACUAGAUCAUCUAAAAAAGGAAAACAUACAAGCCUUAGAAAAAUCAGAUGUAUAUCCAGAAAAAGCUCCAGGCUUUCCAGAAAAUGAGCUGAAAUCCAGAUGGGAAAACCUAUUGGGCCCUGGGUAUGAAGUAAUGGUAGCUACUUUGGACACGCAGAUUGCAGACAAUGCGGAGUUCCAGAAGUAUUCAAAGCUGCUGCCUAUCCACACUCUGAGGCUUGGUAUGGAAGUGGAUUCCUUUAAUGGGCACCAUUAUAUCUCUUCAAUUGCUCCUGGUGGUCCUGUAGAUACUCUGAACCUCCUACAGCCUGAAGAUGAACUUCUUGAGGUCAAUGGCAUGCAGCUAUAUGGGCGAUCUCGCCGAGAAGCAGUCUCCUUUCUUAAGGAAGUGCCCCCACCUUUCACCUUGGUUUGCUGUCGCCAGCUGUUUGAUGACGAGGCCUCAGUCGAUGAACCGAGAACCACAGAACCUUCUCUUUCGGAGAUGGAGGGUGACCACAGUAUAGAGGUCAAUACUGAAGAUGAUGAUGGGGAAUUAGCCCUGUGGUCUCCUGAAGUCAAGAUUAUUGAGCUGGUGAAAGACUGUAAAGGUUUGGGGUUCAGCAUUUUGGAUUAUCAGGUAUAAGAACCCAUUUAAAGGAGUUUUGUUUUAUUUUUUUGUUGUUGCUUUUCUGGGAGUGAUUGGUUUAUGUUAAAAUUCCAGGAAAUAGUAAUUGCUUAAAGCACAAUCAGAACUGAAUCCUAAAAAAGGAAUGACAUACUUUCCAUUUUUACUUUUAAAAUUAGU
This is a messenger RNA of Nannospalax galili (Upper Galilee mountains blind mole rat), 2268 nucleotides long. RefSeq names its product PATJ crumbs cell polarity complex component. The record is from RefSeq and is a predicted model, not a curated record. The transcript is spliced from 16 exons. Bases 1 to 2106 code for a protein of 701 amino acids. Lineage: Eukaryota; Metazoa; Chordata; Mammalia; Rodentia; Spalacidae. Gene Ontology annotation, molecular function: protein binding.